Benincasa hispida (wax gourd) is the source of this 3507-nucleotide messenger RNA. The record is from RefSeq and is a predicted model, not a curated record. NCBI's taxonomy places the organism in Eukaryota, Viridiplantae, Streptophyta, Magnoliopsida, Cucurbitales, Cucurbitaceae.
UUGCUCUCAACCUUCCAUGCUCUGGCUCAGCCCUGUGCCAGUGUUCUGUUUCACGCUUCGCCUUCCAUAUUCAAUCUCCGGUCUAGAGCUGCCGAAGUUUAUUGCAGGUACUCUUGUGUUUUCGAUUAAUUUAUUGGCCUCUCACUCUCUCGUUCUCUUUCAGUCUCUGUUUUACUUAAUCCCUCAGACCCAUUAUUUGUACCGAAUGUUGGUGUUGCAAUUUCAUCCUGUUUUGGUAAGAGUCUUCAUCGUUCUUCACUAUCUCAACUUCAUCCUAAUGCCUUCCUGUUUGUUAUUAUCACUAGCAUUGCGUUUUAGAAAUGAUACGGGGACGAACCUGUAACUAUUACCUCUCUGUAACCUUCAGAAAUUUGGUGACGACCUGUACUGUCCCACUUGAUAUCCCAACUACUUCGAGUUCCUCUUCUGCAAGCCAACAUAAAAACUUGUGCUUUUCCUUAGUGGAGCAGCUAAUUCGUCGUGGCUUGUUUUUGUCGGCGCAACAAGUGAUACAACGAAUUGUAACGCAAUCUUCUUCAAUUUCUGAAGCUAUUUCUGUUCUUGAUUUCGCUGCUGAACGGGGUUUGGAGCUUGAUUUGGCCACCCAUGGUUGGCUUUGCCGGCAGUUUGUUUACUCUAAACCCCAAUUGGCUGAACUUCUGUACAAUAGAAACUUUGUAUUCGGAGGUGCUGAGCCGGAUGUGUUACUUAUGGAUUCUAUGGUAAUCUGUUUCUGCAGGCUAGGAAAAUUUGAGGAGGCAUUAACCCAUUUCAAUCGACUCCUUUCGUUAAAUUAUGUCCCAAGUAAAGUUUCAUUUAAUGCUAUCUUCCGAGAGCUUUGUGCACAAGAAAGGGUUUUAGAGGCAUUUGACUAUUUUGUGAGAGUCAAUGGAGCUGGUGUUUACUUGGGGCAUUGGUGUUUUAAUGUCUUGAUGGAUGGGCUAUGCAAUAAGGGGUAUAUGGAGGAAGCUCUUGAAUUAUUUGAUAUAAUGCAAAGCACUAAUGGUUAUCCUCCGACAUUACAUUUGUUUAAGACAUUGUUUUAUGGCCUCUGUAAGAGCAGAUGGUUAGUGGAGGCGGAGUUGUUGAUCAGAGAAAUGGAGUUUCAGAGUCUAUAUCCUGACGAGACGAUGUAUACUUCUUUAAUUCAUGGAUAUUGCAAAGAUAAGAAAAUGAAAAUGGCAAUGCAAGCCCUUUUUAGAAUGGUAAAAAUAGGUUGUAAGCCAGAUAGUUUUACAUUAAAUACCCUGAUCCAUGGGUUUGUGAAGCUGGAUCUAGUUGAGAAGGGUUGGUUGGUAUAUAACCUUAUGGCAGAGUGGGGAAUCCAACCUAAUGUGGUAACUUUUCACAUCAUGAUCAGUAAGUAUUGUCAAGAAGGGAAGGUUGACACUGCAUUAGCGUUUUUAAAUAGUAUGGUGAACUCCAAUUUAUCUCCUAGCGUGCAUUGUUAUACAGUUUUGAUUAAUGCACUUUACAGGGAUGAUAGGUUAGAAGAAGUCAGUGAACUGCUUAAGAGUAUGUUGGACAAUGGAAUCAUACCUGAUCAUGUGCUGUUCUUUACCCUUAUGAAGAUGUAUCCAAGGGGACAUGAACUUCAGCUUGCUUUAAAUACUUUAGGGGCGAUUGUAAAGAAUGGCUGUGGGUGUGAUCCUUCUGUAAUCCUAGCCAGUACGAAGUGGCAAACAUCAAGCACUCUAGAGCAAAAAAUUGAAACACUGCUGCGAGAAAUUUUCAAUAGCAACUUGAAUCUAGCAGGUGUGGCAUUUAGUAUUGUGAUUAGUGCUUUAUGUGAGACCAAAAAUUUGGAUUUUGUUUUGGAUUACUGGCAUAAAAUGGCAAGUCUUGGAUGCAAGCCUUUGCUCUUUACUUACAAUUCCUUAAUUAGGUGUCUCUGCGAGAAGGGGCUUUUUGAGGAUGCCAUGUCUCUAAUUGAUCACAUGCAAGACUGUAGUCUGUUUCCUGAUACCACAACUUAUUUGAUUAUUGUAAACGGACACUGUAGGCAGGGUAAUGUUAAGGCAGCAUAUUAUAUUCUAAGGGAAAUGAAGCAGAGGGGACUGAAACCAAGUGUUGCUAUCUAUGAUUCAAUAAUAGGUUGUUUAAGUAGGGAAAACAGAAUUUUUGAAGCAGAAGGUGUUUUUAAGAUGAUGCUAGAGGCUGGUGUGGAUCCUGACAAGAAUUUCUUCUUGAGGAUGAUUAAUGGCUAUCGUAAAAAUGGCAGGAUUCUUGAAGCCUGUGAAUUAUUUGAGCAAAUGGUUGAAAAUUCUAUUCCAUCAAGCUCUCAUAUUUAUACAAUGUUGAUUAGUGGCUUGGUUAAGGAAAAUAUGACUGAUAAAGGAUGUUUAUAUAUGGGCAAGAUGUUAAGAGAUGGGUUUUCACCUAAUGUUGUGUUGUAUACCUCUCUUAUCAAUCAUUACUUAAAGAUAGGGGAGGUUGAAUAUGCCUUUCGAUUAGUUGAUUUGAUGGAAAGGAGUCACAUUGAACCGGAUGUUAUCUUCUAUAUUACAUUGGUCCGUGGUGUUUGCAAAAACUUAAGUGUCAACAAGAAAAAAUGGUGCAUACUAGAGAAAGAGAAUCAAAAGGAAAAAAGUAUGUUGUUUCAUCUGCUCCAUGAAACAACUCUUGUUCCCAAGGAUAAUAAGAUGAUAGUUUCUGCUAAUUCUACCGAGGAAAUGAAAUCCUUGACAUUGAAACUUCUUCAGAAGGUUAAAGAUGCAUGCAUUAUGCCUAACUUGCGUCUGUACAAUAGCAUAAUAUGGGGAUAUUGUAGGACAGAUAGGAUGCUGGAUGCCAAUCAUCAAUUGGAAUUGAUGCAAAAAGAAGGGUUGCGUCCAAACUCAGUUACUUUCACGAUUCUUAUGGAUGGGCAUAUUCUUGCAGGCGAUGUUAACUCUGCCAUUGGGUUGUUUAAUAAGAUGAAUGAAGAUGGGUGUAUUCCUGAUAAUGUUGCAUAUAACACUUUACUGAAAGGCCUUUCCCAAGGAGGGAGACUUUCUGAUGCAUUGUCCCUCUCAUAUACAAUGCGUAAACGAGGGUUUUCCCCAAAAAUACUAACUUAUCAUAGUUAAAAAACUCUUCUUGAGCGUGUGAUUCAAGUGGCCAUGCCUUCAAAUUUCGUGAGAACUUGAUGCCUAUGAUAAAAAUUUACCUCAUUGGAAAUGAUGCAAAUUGGCUGCCCACAUCCUAUGUGAAGAAAAUCAUUGCAGGAAGCUUGUCUUGCUUUUAAUUUAAAGGUUGAGAGGAGCAAGCAUAAAAGGCAUAACCAAAUAGGUUUUUGGUGGAGUCAUGGAUGAAAUAAGAUGGGUCAUCAUGGUACAUAUGAAUGCAUGGUAAUACAGACUUGGAGACGGCACAAUCACUGAAAGUGGAGAGGAAGAAUGAAGAAAACUUUUUCUUCUAGAGUCCAGGAGUGAAUGGGACCUCUGUGUCUGGCAACCACGACUGCCCUGCAAUGAAAUUUUGGACGGUGAACUCUGAUGCCUCUGUUGAAUUUCUUAUAACACGGUA